This is a messenger RNA of Olea europaea var. sylvestris, 571 nucleotides long. RefSeq names its product CASP-like protein 4D1. The record is from RefSeq and is a predicted model, not a curated record. The transcript has 3 exons. Lineage: Eukaryota; Viridiplantae; Streptophyta; Magnoliopsida; Lamiales; Oleaceae. The coding region runs from base 1 to 549 and encodes 182 amino acids.
AUGGCUUCCCAGUCUGUGAGAAACUCAGUCCUCGUUCUCAGGAUUUUUGCCCUUCUACUAUUAGCUACUUCUGUUGCACUUAUGGUGAUUAACAAUUUCACGAAUAGUGAUGGUACCAAAACUAAGUUCUCAGAUCUCAUUGCUUACAGUGCUGCCUUUUUGUGCACUUGCAGGUAUGUACUUGCAACUGCACUUGCAGGAGUCGCCUACACUUUGAUUCAAAUUCCUUUUGCCAUAUACAACGUGGUGAAUGAGAAGAGGCUUAUCCGUAAUGGGUUUUUACAAGAAUUUGAUUUCUACGGAGACAAGAUUAUUGCAUUCCUUUUGGCAACCGGAGUUGGUGUUGGUUUCGGUGUAAGUUGUGAGAUAAAGAGAGCAAUAAAACAAAGUGGGGCUGUAGAAGACGAGGAGACAUUGAAAACAAACAAAUUUCUCGACAAAGGCAACAUUUCAAGUGGUCUUCUAUUAGGUGGAUUUGUUUGCAUGGCUGUGCUGUGCAUCCUUUCGUCUAUCCGUCUCUCUAUGACCAAUAGACGCUUCUUCAGAUAAGAAUUAACCUUUUGGAAUGAAG